Malus domestica (apple) is the source of this 3631-nucleotide messenger RNA. RefSeq names its product protein BREAST CANCER SUSCEPTIBILITY 1 homolog. Gene Ontology annotation, cellular component: BRCA1-A complex; BRCA1-BARD1 complex; plasma membrane. Lineage: Eukaryota; Viridiplantae; Streptophyta; Magnoliopsida; Rosales; Rosaceae. Gene Ontology annotation, molecular function: ubiquitin-protein transferase activity. The record is from RefSeq and is a predicted model, not a curated record. Gene Ontology annotation, biological process: positive regulation of transcription by RNA polymerase II; double-strand break repair via homologous recombination; negative regulation of fatty acid biosynthetic process.
AUGGAAGGUGGUCCGGAUGCCGGAUCUAAGAAUUUCUCCCAGUUUAGCCCUGGUGUACAAUUUAAUGGAUAUUCGAAAAAGACGAAAAAGGAAAGACAAAAGAAGAAGGGAGGAAAUAGUGCAUUCGAAUCCGUUAAUCCAAACAAGCCCUUAAGUCGAAAAUUUUGAAAAACCCGCCACAAGUGCGAAGACGAGCGCGUAAGCUCGGGAGAUUUUGGCGGCUUAAUUUCAAACGCCGAAGCUUCGUCUUCUAGAUCUGCCGCUGCGUUCAACCAAUCUCUCUGAUCAAAGCAAACAGCAAAGGAAAAUGGAGACUCCUCCGGCCCACCUCGAGAAGAUCGGCAGAGAACUCAAGUGCCCCAUUUGUUUGAGUCUGCUGAGUUCUGCGGUUUCACUCAAUUGCAAUCAUCUCUUCUGCAAGUAACCUCCUCCUUCAUUGCUACCUGAAUCUGUUGCAUUGUGAAGUCGAUGAAAUCGGGUUCCAAUUGUCCUGUUUGUAAAGUCCCAUAUCGGCGUAGAGAGGUUCGCCCGGCUCCUCACAUGGAUAAUUUGGUUAGUAUUUACAAGAGCAUGGAAGAUGAUUUGGGAAUUAAUAUAUUUGUCACUCAGAAUGCACCCCCAACUAAAUCAUCAGACGGAAAACAUCAUGCUGAAGAUGAUUUUAGCCACGGCUUUCAGGAUAGAGCGCAGAAACAGAAAACCUUAAGAGGAAAAAGAUCCAGGAAAACUAAGGCCAACCUGGAAAGUUCUGGUUCUAUUUCAAUUAAACCUUCAUUUCCAAACAAGAAAAGGGUCCAGGUUCCACAGUCUCCUCUUUCAGAAACCCCAACCCGCCAUGAAAAGUUAGAAGGUGAUUUAAUGGCUGAUCGAGUGAAGCAGAGUUCAAAAACACUAAAGGAGAAGCCUGUUCUAAAUGAGAAGGGAGAACUGGUUCUGUCACCUUUCUUUUGGUUGAAUGACAAAGAUGUAGAAAAUUUGAGUCAGCAUUCUUCCGGUGAUCAACUUAGCGAUCUUCCAUCUCCAAAUGUUCCCACAUUCAGUGAUAUCAAAGACUCUGAUGAUGAAAAUUCUGUUAGGUCCCUACCGGGAGAAGUGCACAGCACAUCUUCUAAUGCUGCAGAUCUAUUUGAUAGUGAGAUGUUUGAAUGGACACAAAGAGCUUGCUCUCCUGAACUCUUCCCAAGUCCUGAGAUGCAGGUUGCAGACGAUGAACACGAUAGAGUUCAAGAGAAGGAAUCAAAAGAAGUCUCACAAAACAAGAAAUCAGAUGAACUUUCUGUAAAAAGUGCAAGGUCUAAAAGAAACAAAAAAAGUAAUGGAAAUAUGGAUUUUCUGCCAGAUCUUCCCACUGCUGGAACUAAAGAUGUUAGUCAUGAAGUUGUUAGUAAUGAAUCUGACAAGCGAGUUAGGAAGACAAGGAAUCUCAUGAAAAGAAAAUGUGCUACAAGCCAUACAGAUCCAGGAACAAAUAUUAGUGUCACUUCAAAGGGAUCUGAGGUAUUUUAUGAAGAACAAGCAUGUGAGAAUAACGGUGGUUCUUUAGCUAAGACUUGCAAAAGGAGUAAGAAGGGACAUUCAUCUGUUGUAACCAAGCCCACAUCUGAAAAUGUUCAUGUCCUCUCUACCAGAGCUGAUAGUCGAAUUAAUGGUGAUGAAAAUAGGGUAACUGAAUCACCUACUUCAAUAGGAAAAAAUGCUGGCAGUGAUGAACUGUCCAGUAAGAAGGCUGGAAAUAUCUAUAAGGAGGUCAAUGACAAGAACAAGAUUGACCGCCCAGUAAGGUCAAAAAAACAAAAGAUGGUCUCCAUGAAAAAGACAAUGCUUGAGGAUGUAUCAGAAAUACAGAAGCAAGCAAAUAAGGAUACUCCUACUGAGUUGUCUCCUACAAAUCUUCCCACAGAUGAUAACCAGAAAGCCUCUGAAUCCAGGAAUAAAUCCAGAAAACUUGCUAGAAAAGCCAAGUCAGGUGAUCGAGAACUGAAAAGUAAGAAAAAGCUGAAAGCUUCUUCUGAUGGCAACUCAAAGGAUGAUACUUCUGUUGAGAUUGGAGAAGGUCAUGGGAAUGUUAACGAAAAUGGAAAUGAAACCGCUGAGAAGAGCAAGGACAAUCAUAAUGUUAUAACUGAUCAAUCACCAGUGCAGAAGCUUCUUUCAUUUACAAACAAUGUGGUUUUGAAGAGAUGUGAAGCUGUUCCUAGUAAUAUCCAGUGUGCUUUCUGUCUUUCAUCAGAAGAAUCAGAGGCUUCUGGAGAGAUAGUCCACUAUUGUAAUGGCAAGCCUGUUGCUGCGGAUCACGAUGGAAGACUCAAGGUUAUACAUGUACACAGGACCUGUGCUGAAUGGGCUCCUAAUGUCUAUUUUGAAGAUGAUAUUGCUAUUAAUCUUGAAGCUGAAUUAACUAGGAGUCGUAAAAUUAAAUGUUCUUGCUGCGCAAUCAAAGGAGCUGCUCUUGGGUGCUGUGAGAAGAGUUGUCGUAGGAGCUUUCAUGUUACCUGUGCAAAGCUGAUGCCUCAAUGUCGCUGGGAUACUGAUAACUUUGUUAUGUUAUGCCCCAUUCAUGCCUCCUCCAAUUUGCCAAAUGAAAGCCCUGGAUCUCAAGCAAGGAGGAAGAAGAAUCCUAGAAAACAACCUAAUGUUGAACGUCCUAAAGUUGCUGCUAAACAAGACAGCAAUAUCCCCCCAGAUCAGAAGUUUUGUGGAUCGUCCAAGAAAUUGAUUCUUUGUUGUUCAUCUCUCACAAAUGCAGAGAGGGAAUCUGUCUCUGGAUUUGAAAGAUUAUCUGGACUUACGGUUUUGAAGAAUUGGGAUUCUAGUGUUACACAUAUUAUUGCAUCGACAGAUGAAAAUGGAGCAUGCAGAAGAACCCUCAAAGUUUUGAUGGGUAUCUUGGAGGGGAAGUGGAUUCUGAGUGUGGAGUUUCGUAGAGUGGAUCAAAGAUGUGUUUGUCCGUCUGUUUGUGCAGGGAUUAAUGCUUGCACAGAAGCAAUGAAACUAGUUGAUGAGGAGCCUUAUGAAAUCAACGUUGACAUUUAUGGAAUCAGGGAUGGUCCUCGACUUGGUAGACUAAGGCUGCAGAACAAGCAACCAAAACUUUUUGAGGGGUUCAAGUUUUACUUCAUGGGAGACUUCAUACCUUCAUACAAGGGGUAUUUACAAGACCUUGUAAUAGCUGCUGGAGGAACGAUUUUGCAAAGAAAACCUGUUCCAGAGGGCCCGAAAGCCUUGUCAGCCGGUUCCCCCAAAUGUCAAACCUUCAUAAUUUACAGCCUCGAGCUACCUGACCAAUGUCAUUGCAGCAAGAAGAGUACAAUUUUCAACACUAGGCAGGCUGAUGCGAAGGCUUUGGCCACCUCCACUGGAGCCAAGGUAGCAAGCAACUCAUGGGUAUUGAACUCCAUUGCUGCCUGCAAGUUACAAAAUCUCUCUGAUUCCAAAUAGUAUACAUACUGCAGAAGUUGUGUACAUGUUUAGAACUUCUCCAGAUCCAGUUUCUUAUUUCAAAACCGUAAACAUAAAUGAUUAUGUAAUUCUUCGUUGCUUCCAAUCAAUUGUGGUUUUUAAUCCUUUCAAUGUACAACUCCAAGUUUUGGGAAUUUCUUGAAUCAAAUCUGUGCUGAGCAGUUAAAUUGUG